AAGGAACCUCAGACUGGGCAUCUUCAGGAGGCUCAGAUGAAGGAAUAUAUUCAGUACCCGAAGAAGCAAAGGAAGAAGUACUAUCACCGAGAAAGUUCUCUGAGACAACAGAAAUAAUUCUACCCCUAGAAUUAGUAAUCAUAACACGACGAGAUAAAGGAACAUCACUUAAAGGAGUAACUGAACGAGAAGACAUAGUUAAAAAUAAUAGAUUAUUGUGA
This is a messenger RNA of Acaulospora morrowiae, 221 nucleotides long. The record is from the annotation of a GenBank genome assembly. Lineage: Eukaryota; Fungi; Glomeromycota; Glomeromycetes; Diversisporales; Acaulosporaceae.